Molecule: messenger RNA, 1048 nt
Organism: Solanum lycopersicum (tomato)
Lineage: Eukaryota; Viridiplantae; Streptophyta; Magnoliopsida; Solanales; Solanaceae
Product: ethylene-responsive transcription factor ERF016-like
Biological process (GO): regulation of DNA-templated transcription
Molecular function (GO): DNA binding; DNA-binding transcription factor activity
Source: RefSeq, a predicted model, not a curated record
AUAUCUAAACUGUUUUUAAUAACUCCCCUCCAAUGGUCUUAAUUAUCUCUUGGGUGCACUCUCAUCAUAAUAAUCCUCUAAUUCAAUAUCCAUGGAAAACAAUUCUACUCAUGAUCAGCCAAAGUUCAAAGGAGUUCGGUUGAGGAAAUGGGGGAAAUGGGUUUCUGAAGUCAGAUUGCCUAACAGCCGCGACAGGAUUUGGUUGGGCUCCUAUGAUUCUGCCGAAAAAGCCGCAAGGGCUUUUGACGCUGCACAGUUCUGCCUCCGCGGGCCCAAAGCCAAAUUUAACUUUCCUGAUAGUCCGCCGGAUAUAUCCGGAGGACAGAGGCUUUCGCCCGCGGAGAUACAGGCUGUAGCAGCUAGAUUUGCGAAUGAUUACUCGCCGUCAGUGGUACAGGAGAUACGCCGUGAUGAUCAUCAUCAUGAUCACGAGGGCAAUAUUGGAAAUAUUAAUUCACACGUGAUAAAUAUGGAGAAAGAUGAGAUUUCACUGUCAACAACUAGUUGUGAUAGGGUGGUCCAAAUGGGCACUAGUAAUACUGUUGCUGAAAUGGAUUGGGCUUUUCAUAAUGAUAUGAUGGAAAACUAUUCAUACAAUGCAAGUGGGCCUCCACCUGAAUAUUUUUGUGAUCCAUAUUAUAUCGUCGGAGGAGGAGGAGGAGCAGGAGUACUCGAUAAUUUAUCGAGUAAUCUCUACUCACCACCACAUUUUCCGCAAAGAACAACUCCUAGUUAUGACGAUGAUGAUACUGGCAAUGGUGACGAUGAACAUUAUUCUCAACAAUCCUUCCUAUGGAACUUUUAACUAUAAAUUGGUUAAUUAAGCAGCAGCAUAUUGGUACCUACGCUAGUUGAGUUUUGUCCACUACACGUACGUAGUAAUCCUUUCCGGUUUUCUUAUCGUAAUUGUUUUUGCCGGAAAAAUAUAUAGUAUAUAUAUAUGCAAGCAGUGAUAUAUGAGCAUGCAGGUCUUUAUAAGUAAUAUCUUAGUUAAUGAAUAAAUUGUUGUUUUUAAUUUAAGAAGGAUUUACAUGAUCUUAAGAAGGUC